Molecule: messenger RNA, 1543 nt
Organism: Pteropus alecto (black flying fox)
Lineage: Eukaryota; Metazoa; Chordata; Mammalia; Chiroptera; Pteropodidae
Gene: CLEC7A
Product: C-type lectin domain containing 7A
Exons: 6
Coding region: 197-934 (245 amino acids)
Biological process (GO): positive regulation of killing of cells of another organism; detection of fungus; phagocytosis, recognition
Cellular component (GO): cell surface
Molecular function (GO): pattern recognition receptor activity; (1->3)-beta-D-glucan binding
Source: RefSeq, a predicted model, not a curated record
GCACUUUACACAGCAGAGUUUUCAUUUCCUGCUUUUGGAUAACUGGUUGGACUACUUACUCUCAACUCAUUAAAGCUCAGUAAAUGCAUAUCCCUGAUGACUUGAGUCAUAGAUCCUCUUUUGUCCACAAGCAGAUGUCUUAGAAGAGAGGAAAGAGCUCUCAAAUGCUCUGCCAAUUCAGGAACUCCAUAGAACAAUGGAAUACCUUUCUGAGCCAGAAAAUUUGGAUGAAAAUGGAUAUACUCAGUUGGACUUCAGCUCUCGAAAUAUUGCCAGAAGACCUGUGUUCUCCGAGAAAGGAACUUACAGGGCAUCUCCUCAUUGGCGUUGCAUUGCUGUGACUCUGGGGAUCUUAUGCCUGGUAAUGCUGGUGAUAGCUGUGGUCCUGGGUACCACAGGUAUUUGGAGAUUUAAUUCAGGAAGCAACCCAUUGAAGAACAACAAUUUUCCAUCAAGAAAUAAAGAGAACCACAGUCGACCCACACAAUCAUCUUUAGAAGCGAGUGUGGCUCCUACUAAGGCUCUUACAACCACAGGAGUUCUUUCCAGUUCUUGUCCCCCUAACUGGAUUAUACAUGAGACUAGCUGUUACCUAUUUAGCACAUCAACAGAUUCCUGGGAGAGUAGUAAAAGACAAUGCUCUCAACUGGGCUCUAAUCUUCUGAAGAUAGAUAGUUCAAAAGAAUUGGAAUUUGUAAGAAAGCAAGUGUCUUCCCAACCUGAUAAUUCAUUUUGGAUAGGUCUCUCUCGCCAUCAGACUGAGGGACCGUGGCUCUGGGAAGAUGGUUCAAUGUUUUCUUCUAACUUGUUUCAAAUCAGAAGCACAGUUUCCCAGGAGAACUCAUCUCACAAUUGUGUUUGGAUUCACAUGUCAAUAAUUUAUGACCAACUUUGUAGUGUGCCCUCAUACAGUAUUUGUGAGAAGCAGCUCUAGAUAUAACCAUGUAUUGGCAUGAAGAUACAGAGAGAAGUACACAAAAUAUUAAGGAGGGGAGAAAACAAAACAGAAAAGAGAGAUAUUUGAGUUCAAAUUAAAUGCCGAAAUUUUAAGAGAGCCUAGCCAACAUUAAUCUAAGCUGAGAAACAGAAUGAAAAGACUGAUUUCUGUAUGUAACUCUAUUUUUAAGCUAGUAUUAUAUUCUAAUUAACAGGCCUAGAAAGGGAAUCAGGGCAGUUGGACUUGAAUUUUUAUUCUACCAUCGACUUGGUAUUUACCUAGACUUAGCUACAAAUACUUGGUGUUUCAAGGAGAUUUUAAUUUCUGGCUUUAUCAGAGUCAUUUUCUUGUCCUUAAAAAGUGCCCCUGGAGGACACAUGGUGUGUUUCCAUGAUUUGUUACUUGUAUCAGUGCAUCAAACACAGGUGGAAGGCACUAUAUAUUUCUGAAGAGUUAAAGGAAGAAAUUAAAAAUACGUAUCUUCAUUAUAAUCAGAGCUAUUUUAUUAUUUUUUUCAUCAGUAUGGUCAUGAUUAUUAUCAAAAACAUCAUGAGAAAAACAGCAACUGCAUCCUUUUUUUUUUUUUUUUUUUUUACAAUGAAAUAG